UUCAUAUUGCUUUUUAUGUCUAAACCAUAUAAAUUUGAUGAUAUCUCUGUUGGAAAGGAUGUAGGAGAUUAUAUCAUUUUCAAAAAACACUUAGGUAUUUAUAAUUGUUAAUUAGGAAGGGGAAAGUGUGGAGAAGUCUUUUUGGGUAAAUCAAAGAAACUCGAUAUAAAAGUUGCUGUAAAACAAUCGAAAAAUAAUGGAGUUUUAAGUCAAGAAAGAUUAAACGAAAUAAUGAAUGUAAUCAAAUUUCAAUGUUUUAGAGUAGAGAAAUUUAAGUCAUGCAAAAAGUUAAAUCGGAGAAUUUAGUUGGAUUCUAUGAUUUUAAAGUAUCUUAAAAUCACAUUUAUUUAUUUAUUGAAUAUUGUGAUGGAGGAACUUUAACAGAAUUUAUGAGAAAAAAGUAUAAAUCUUUCAUUGUAUAGUAAGUCCAAAUAUAUCAGAUGAAUAAAUUGUAGAUAUCUUUUAGUAAAUUGCCAAAGGUUUUUAAGCUUUGUAUAAAGAGAAUGUAAUACAUCGAGAUUUAAAGCCAGAUAACAUUUUAAUCCAUUAAAAUGUAAUUAAGAUUGCAGAUUUUGGAUUUGCUCGAUUUGUUGAAGGAAAUCCAGAAAAAGCAGGAAUGUAUACAUUAAAGGGGUAUGAAUAUUAUAAAGUUAAUUAGAACACCCUUAUAUGUUCCUCCUUAAAUAUUUGAUGACAAAAAAUAUUCAAAUUAAUUUGAUAUUUGGUCAUUUGGAUGUAUUUUAUAUGAAUUAGCAUUUGGAAGGAAUAUUCAUGAAUCAAUAUUAGAUUUAGGUUAAUUAAGAACUAGAUUGGGGUCAUUUAAGGUACUUUUAUUGAUUUUAAAUCACUAGAAUUAGAAAGUUUAGUUUCCUAAAAAUAAUAGAAAUCCUAAGAUUAUUUAAAUGAUUAGUAGAAUGCUUGAAUAUUAUGAAGAGAAUAGAAUAACUUGGCCAUAAAUUUUUGAAAAUGAGAUGUUUUUAAAAUCUCCAAAACAAUUUCUAGAAAUUGAAAAUGAAGUUUAAAAGAAAGAUAAUAAUAAAUUUUAGGAAAAGUUGUAGAACUUAAAGAUUUUUACUUAAUUAUCAGAAUAAUUUGAAGAAAUAAAGUAGAAAUCAAUAAAAAUUUAGUUGUGA
Messenger RNA from Paramecium sonneborni, 1133 nucleotides. Lineage: Eukaryota; Ciliophora; Oligohymenophorea; Peniculida; Parameciidae. The record is from the annotation of a GenBank genome assembly.